This is a messenger RNA of Delphinapterus leucas (beluga whale), 2192 nucleotides long. It is a transcript of the gene SGCG, whose product is annotated as sarcoglycan gamma. The record is from RefSeq and is a predicted model, not a curated record. Gene Ontology annotation, biological process: cardiac muscle tissue development; heart contraction. Lineage: Eukaryota; Metazoa; Chordata; Mammalia; Artiodactyla; Monodontidae. Gene Ontology annotation, cellular component: sarcolemma; sarcoglycan complex.
UUGCGGCGCCGGUCCGCGCCGCCGGACCGCGGAGAGCAGCGCAGAUGGUACGUGAACAAUACACCAUGACCACAGAAGGCACCCGCAUAGAGCGGCCAGAGAACCAGUCUGUCUACAAAAUCGGCAUUUAUGGCUGGAGAAAGCGUUGCCUCUACUUAUUUGUUCUUCUUUUGCUCAUCCUCCUCCUUGUGAAUCUUGCUCUUACAAUUUGGAUUCUUAAAGUGAUGUGGUUUUCCCCAACAGGGAUGGGCCACCUGCAUGUUACAGAAGAUGGACUUCGCCUGGAGGGGGAAUCGGAGUUUUUAUUCCCACUUUAUGCCAAAGAAAUACACUCCAGAGUGGACUCAUCUCUGCUUCUGCAGUCCACACAGAAUGUGACUGUAAAUGCACGCAACCCAGAAGGAGAAGUUACAGGCAGGUUAAAAGUGGGUCCUGAAAUGGUAGAGGUCCAGAGUCAGCAGUUUCAGAUCAACUCCAAGGACAGCAAGCCCCUGUUUACUGUUGAUGAAAAGGCAGUUGUGGUUGGUACAGAUAAACUUCGAGUAACUGGGCCUGAAGGGGCUCUUUUUGAACAUUCAGUGGAGACGCCCCUCAUAAAACCGGACCCAAUCCAGGACCUUAGACUAGAAUCCCCGACACGGAGUCUCAGCAUGGACGCCCCGAAAGGCGUUCAUAUUCAAGCUGCUGCAGGGAAAAUCGAGGCCCUUUCCCAGAUGGACAUCGUUCUUCACAGCAGUGAUGGGACACUUGUGCUCGAUGCUGAAACCAUGUGCUUACCCAAGUUGGCUCAGGGGACUCAGGGCCCCGCAAGCAGCUUGCGGGGACUCUACGAAAUCUGUGCGUGUCCAGAUGGGAAGCUUUACCUGUCUGUGGCCGGCGUGGGUACCACGUGCCACGAGAACAGUCACAUCUGCCUCUAAACCAGGGGCGUCUUCCACGGAGCUACCUGCCUCGUUUCGGUGAGCUUUGGAGUGCUGACCUCAAGCCUUCACACCUGGAGCAACUCGACAAAGUAAAGCUGAGUCGGCACAUGGGAAGGAAGUAGGACCUGCUUUCGAAAGGAGCUCAGAAAGAAAAAUGUACCAGUGCAAGUGUUCCCGUGAAACUCCAUGAUCUCAAAGUGGCGGCUGGACCUUAGACACAAAAGUCAAAGGACUAUCAGGAGAAUGUGUUGAUUCCACUAGACUGAUUCAUUUCCAUCGGAACCAUUGUGACUUUCCCUUUCUUGUAUGCGUCGAUCUACAGUGAAAUAUUUAACUGCUGUGUGGAAUAUCAGCUGUGGGUAUCUGACUCCCCAUGAGAGUAGCCGUGGUCCUGCUGAGGUGCCACGAGAGUUCCAUGAGGUUUUCCUCUGUAAAACCUGUAAGUGCUCUCUUCAUCUUAAUGCAACGUGUGUCAGGUUUCACAGGAAAAUCUUCAAGUUUUGAAGGGACGUUAAGGCUGAUUUGAUUUUCAAUAUGUAGUCAGAGGAAUAAAUUAUACAAAACCGUGCUUUCUUUAUAUAGUCAAUGAGCGAUGAAAAUCAAUCUACAUUUUUUCACAGACUUCACAGUUUGUCUUACUUUCUUUAAUCCUCAUAACUCUUUGAGGUAGGUACUACUUUUCCCCCAGUUACUGGUGAUAAAAAAGGUUCCGAUGAGACAAGUCACAAGGUCACACAGUAUCUGUUAAAAUUAAACUAAACUGUGACCCUGCAUUUCCACAUCGGUUUUCACUUCAGACAACUUUGACCUGUGUCUCAUUCCAUCCACGGCACCAGUCUACCUGAUACCUGCGCAGAUGGGCUGGUGCUCGCUUGACAAGUGGAGAAACUAAAGUCCAAAGGGGUUUGUCACCCACCAGAAUCGCACCGCGAGUAGGCAGGGGUCCCAGGUGCCCAGCAGGCAUGCUCACCUGACGGGACAGGUGAGGGACCAGGUGGGACCUCACGGAGUCAGCCUCUUACACUCACCGUCGGCUGUGUGAUGUGUAUUUGCAUCCGGUGGGCACACUGAACCCAUGAGCACGUUGGUUUUUUAGAGGCCACUCACUCACUCUGUAAAAUGCCCUUUGGCACACAGAGCCAUGGGUGUCGGCUUUGGUUUGUGGUUUACCAGUUGUUAGCAUUAGAAUCCCCACAUGGCACAAGACAUGGUGGGACCAACAGCACUGCAACUUUGGGGGUUUUUGUAAUUUAUUUAUUUAUUAUUUAU